AUGGGUGCUCAAGUAUCUAAACAGGUGGAAAGAAGAAAGGCAAUUUCAACCGAAAAGAAAGCCUUGGUUGAUCUGAAACAGAGCAGUGGAAUUGACUUCCCUGGUUCAGAUUACCAUCCUACAGACAGGAAGAACUGGAUGUUAGGCCUUGAUCCUGGGAAACUCCACAUCAACAAAAUCGUUUGGCCCGGAACCCAUGAUUCUGCAACCAACAAGAUUGGAAUCCCCUGCAUCUCUCGCCCUUUUGCCCAAUGCCAAUCUCUCUCAAUCUACAAACAGCUUGUGAGAGGUGCCCGGGUUGUGGAUAUCCGGGUUCAGGAAGAUCGAAGAGUCUGCCAUGGAAUUUUACUGACUUACAGUGUCGAUGUCGUGAUCAACGACGUCAAGAAGUUCCUGUCCGAAACUCAAUCCGAGAUCAUAAUCCUCGAAAUCCGAACAGAAUUCGGGCACGAGGAUCCGCCUGAAUUCGACAAGUAUUUAGAGGAUCAGCUCGGGGAAUACCUCAUUCAUCAGGAUGACUCUGUUUUCGGGAAAACAAUCGCUGAUUUGUUGCCUAAGAGAGUGAUUUGCGUGUGGAAACCCCGGAAAUCGCCGCAGCCGAAACCCGGAUCGCCGUUAUGGAGCGCUGGAUACUUGAAAGAUAACUGGAUUGAUACUGAUUUGCCAUCUACGAAAUUUGAGAGCAACAUGAAGCAUUUGAGCCAGCAGCAGCCUGUUACAUCCCGGAAAUUCUUUUACAGGGUUGAGAACACUGUAACGCCACAAGCUGAUAAUCCUGUUUUGUGCGUCAAACCGGUUACAAACAGAAUUCAUGGAUUUGCUAGACUGUUCAUAAACCAGUGUUGUUCAAAGGGUUGUGCUGAUCGUCUCCAGAUCCUCUCCACAGACUUCAUAGACGAAGAUUUCGUAGAUGCAUGUGUAGGUUUCACCUAUGCCAGAGUUGAAGGGAAGGCUUGA
This is a messenger RNA of Oldenlandia corymbosa var. corymbosa, 957 nucleotides long. NCBI's taxonomy places the organism in Eukaryota, Viridiplantae, Streptophyta, Magnoliopsida, Gentianales, Rubiaceae. The record is from the annotation of a GenBank genome assembly.